Paramacrobiotus metropolitanus is the source of this 2014-nucleotide messenger RNA. RefSeq lists its product as uncharacterized. NCBI's taxonomy places the organism in Eukaryota, Metazoa, Tardigrada, Eutardigrada, Parachela, Macrobiotidae. The transcript is spliced from 3 exons. The record is from RefSeq and is a predicted model, not a curated record. The coding region runs from base 50 to 1837 and encodes 595 amino acids.
UGGGGUGCAUGAAAUCUGCAGUUUUCUACUUGUGCGUUUUGUAUUCUCCAUGAUGAACCGUCCAUGGUGGUUGAUUAUCAUUUUGAUUCAUCAUUGCUAUCGUGUAGCGGCAGACGAUGGCGGUGACUACAAUAAUUUGGAUUUGGUGCCGGUGCCCUUCCCGAUUUUCUCCGCCGAACCCAUGGCACAAGAACAGUGCCGCUUGCAGUUCACCGAUAACUGCCAAUCAUGGGCAACCACGGUCGAAAACUGUCCAACAAGUCCGAUACUGCAAAUCAACUGCAACAGCAGCGCCACCUCUCACGAAAUCCAGCAAAUGGCGAUCGGUUUUGCCAAGCCUCCACUGCGCGCCGUGUGGGUAACGAUCAAUGACAGUGAUCACGUGGCGUUUGACACUUUCGCUCCGGUGCGACAGCAAAUUGUCGGGUUCUCGCUGUACAACUGUACGUCAAUUCGCGCGACCGGCAAAAUAUCCUCAUUCCGCUUAUCCAACGUCCUGGAUCUGUACGUCGAGAGUUGCUACAAUCUCAAAAUCCGGCGGGGGGACUUUUGGCAUUCGCUGAAAGUGCGGCAAAUUACUUUCGCCAAAUCGACCAUUCAGUCCCUGGAAAAGCUGACCUUCACCGAUCUUCCCGCUUUACGGUUAUUGUCACUGGAAAACGGGUUCGCCCAGAUGCCGGUGUUUAGUACGGAAAUUCGCGCUUAUUUAAAAGAGCUGCAUUGUGGCGCGGUCUUUGAAUGGUUUCGGGAAUGGUGGGAAAACAAGCACCUGAUGAAAAGCUUGCGUGCUACAGAGCUGUAUCAGAUCCACCCGUUUCCCGACGGCAACGAUGCCAAGAAUAAGAGCGACAUUUAUUUGCCUGUCGAUUGCGCAGCAAAACCGUUUCCUACCGGAACGUCGUCCAUCGAUUUCAAACAAGAACGGUUCUCUGUCAACGAUGACCUUUAUAAAGAAACCAGGCAGCCAGGCAAUCCCGACAACAGUGAUACGGACGACCGUUAUCCCGAGUUCUCCGCCGAACCGUUGUCCGCGGAAGAGUGUGCCACGCAGGAGUUGUCCUCCAGCGAACGGCAUAACUGUACAGCUGAUUCGCGUUUAGCGUACGAAGUUUUGGAGCAGGGCGAUGACAACAACAGCAGCGCGGUUGUAAACCGCAUCCACCGUGCGGUGAACGCGAUGACCCGAUUACCGAUUCGACCAGUUAUCGUCGAUCUGCAGGACCGCGCUCCGCUUGCCUUCACCGAUAUGGCACCGAUUCGCAAGCGGAUUGUCGUCUUCUGGUUAAGCGAAUGCGUUAACGAAAGGGUCACGCGCAAACUGCACGACCUAUACUGGACCAACCUCAUGGAGUUUGUGACCUUUAACUGCUCCGAUCUGGUUAUUAUGAAAAACGAUUUCGCAAAUUCUUUGAAAUUGCGGCAGAUUAUGUUUGUGAACACGACUAUCCGGACGUUGGAGGAGAACACCUUCGCGAAUUUACCAUCACUGGUAGCGCUAUCACUGCAGCAUAGGCUGAAAAAUUUGCGAUCGUACGACGAGGAAAUGGCCGAUCCUCGUGCACCGGUUAUGUUUACGCAACGCAUCCUCGACUAUCUUUUUCGCCUGCACUGCGGCUGUGAGUUCGCUUGGUUUCGACGGUGGUGGAGUAACAAUACAGCGCGACUCACUACACCAAUAGCAGACGACGGCGGAGUGUACCACAUUUUCGGUGGUAUUUUUAGCUUCACCAAGUACGCACGAGAUCACAUCUCUAUCGACUGCGCGAAACCGAUUCCAUUAGGAGCGGAAUUUAUUGCUAAUCAAAGUGAAUUUUCCAUAAACGCUUUAGAAUGCUAACGGAUGCUACUGUUAUUCGAAAUCGCCUAAUACUCGAAGUCUCGAAUGCUACUUCGAAGUAAGUACUAUUAAUUUGGUGUAAGGAGAACCACACUUGCGAUUUUUUUGCAAUUGUGAUUGCGAUUGUGAUUCAAAAAAGUUAUGUUAUAAGGCGUAGAUGCGAAUACCAGUCGAGCA